UUACUGAUUGCGGUAUUCCCUUUGAUUUCGCUUUCACCUUUAUGCAUUCGUUUGCGUGGGUUAAAUUUUUGCGAUUUAGCGUAUUUUUCUGGAAAGUUACUGGUAGGUGGUGGAGAUUUGACUGCCGUUGAUUACUCAGAUCGGCUGACGAUGGACUCAUCUUCGACGCAUCCUGCCCGCAUCGUCAUAGCGUCGGGCAAUCAUUCCCGCGUGCAGACGAUGAGCAUGGCCCAGUCGUUCCCCAGCAGUUCGACGCUUCUCAGCGGCUUUCCCGUGACCAUCGCUGCUCCCUCCACCAGCUCCGGCAGCAACGCUCCCGUCCAGAUGAUCUUGCUGGACACAUCCAGUCAUUCGUCCACGUCCGGGACGUCGGGAAGGGCCAAUUUCGUCAAGAUGGUGUCCAGUGGAUCGAAGCAUUCGUCUGCGUCGGGGAGCAGUGUCAUUACACUGACCCCCGUCAGUAAAUCCCCGGCCGUCGUCUACAGCAACCAAAAUGGAAUCCGUCAGGCUGGACCAAGUGCAAAUCGAGCGUACACUUCGUCUAAUCUCCCCAAAACCAUCAAAGUGGUGGCCUCUACAAGCGGGAGUGGACAGCCAAGAUCACGUCCAGUUUAUGGGUCAGCAGCAAAUAAUCCGAAACCGAUUCCCCUAAAACUCAUGAAACCUCGCGCUCCCAAUCCCAAAGUACCCAAACCCAGCACGUCGCAGGCCAAAAAAGCCCCCCCUCCAAAGUCUCGUCAACCCAUUGCGAAGCCUGUAGCGAAGAAGAAGCCGGUGAAGAGGAAACGGGCCAAAAAGCGUGACAACACAAGGCAGGACACGUAUACUGCCGAGAUGAACGAUCUGCGCUCCAAGAUCCAGAGUCGAUUUGAUGCCAAGCGCAAAGUGCAGAUUAAAAAGGAGGAUGUUGGUUACGACGGUCCCUAUAUUAAAUCCUAUCAUCUGCCCGAAACUCAGGGCCAAAUGCCGGUUCGCAAUUUUAUCGUGGACGAUCUGGAAGCUCAUGUGGUGCCGACGGGCACCAAUCGGCAUCGUCUAAAGCUGGAGAAACCGACCGGGAUGUCGGGUACGGAUACGGUACUGACGUGUGCGUUCUGCCAUUUGGAUCCCGCAGCCGAGCGUGAGACGGGGAUGGGCGAUCUGAUUGGACCGAUUCUCGUGCCGGCGGAGGUGCGCUGGAAUCGGAAGCCUGGUGAAGAUAAGGCAUACGUUUAUGUGCAUUCCAGAUGUCUCGAGUGGUCGUCCAAUUUCCGUAUGAUUGGUUUCGAACUUGCGGAGCCGCGGGCAUUGUUUGAAGAUUGUAAAAAUACGUGCGAUAUUUGUGCACGUCGCGGUGCCACUAUCGGGUGUUCGGGGCCUCGGUGUGUGAAAGCGUUUCAUUAUCCCUGCGCUCAGUUACAAGGACUUAAAAUGAUUCGUGAUUCUCAUCAGAUUUACUGCGAAACACACCAGAAUGCGUUGAUGCGUAAGCGAAAGAGAAGUGAAAAGGCAUGAAAAGAUGUUCAAGAUGCAUUUCUGUGAAUUAGAUGGUGUUGGUACUUCAUGGUUGAUAUGAUUUGCUGAUUUUGCAGCACUGAUUAUGUUUGUUGACGUUGCACACUGCUCUUUAUUUGGAACAUGGUGAUACUUCUUGUUUCCUUUUGAAAAAUCUGGUUGGUGCUAUACUGUUAUUACGUGAACGUAUGAGUCUGGAUCAUUGUUUAGCUCUUGUUUAUUUGCUGAAGUUAAACUUUAUGCCAUCUUUGAGUGCGUGUAAGCAAAUAAAUGACGAG
Paramacrobiotus metropolitanus is the source of this 1772-nucleotide messenger RNA. RefSeq lists its product as uncharacterized. The transcript is spliced from 8 exons. The record is from RefSeq and is a predicted model, not a curated record. The coding region runs from base 151 to 1494 and encodes 447 amino acids. Lineage: Eukaryota; Metazoa; Tardigrada; Eutardigrada; Parachela; Macrobiotidae.